UAGAGCCGGAAACUACCCUGUCGCGCUCGCCCCAACCUCUGAACAGCACAGAAGAAGGAAGCGCUGUGUUCCCAGCCGUGUUCGGAAGUCCCUUUUCCGGGGAGCGCUCAAGCAAACAAUCCUGCCGCCGCCGACGACGACUCGAUAUUUCCCAAACGACAAAACGCAAUCAACACACACGAUGACGACGCUCGCGGGCAGUAAAACAUCGCGCGGCCACCGUUGCCCGCGGGGCAUGAUGCUGAGCCUGCUGGUCGCCGUCACGGUCGGCAUGGUGAUGGCGGCCGCGGUCGUCGUCUCGCCCGUCGAGGCGGCCGGGCUGGCCAACUGUCCGCUCGGCUGCCAGUGCGACGACGAUACGCUCGUGGUGACGUGCGGCGAGGGGCAGCUCGACGUGCUGCCGAUCGUGCUGAACCCCUCCCUGCAGCGGCUAGUCAUCAAGAACAACAAGAUCAAAACGAUCGACUCCUCCAUGCAGUUCUACGCCGAGCUGACGUUUCUCGACCUUAGCUACAACCAUCUGUUUAACAUGCCGCCGCGCACCUUCGCCUACCAGCGCAAGCUGACCGAGCUGCACCUGAACCACAACAAGGUGGGCUCGAUCACGAACAAAACGUUCGUGGGGCUGGUCGCGCUGACCGUGCUGAACCUGCGCGGCAACUUCCUGGACGAGCUGCCCGAGGGCGUGUUUGCGGGCGUGCCGAAGCUCGAGGAGCUAAACCUGGGCCAGAAUCGCAUCGCCAAGAUCGACCCGAAAGCGUUCGCCGGGCUGACCGGGCUGCGCGUGCUCUACCUGGACGACAACACGAUCAGUGCGGUACCGUCGCCGGCGCUGCAACCACUCCGAGCGCUGGGCGAGCUGUACAUCGGGCUCAACUCGUUCGCUGCCAUCCCGAAGGAAGCGUUCGCCAUGCUGACCGGGCUGACGAAGCUCGAUCUGGAGGGCGCGGCGCUGCUGAACGUGUCGCGUGACAGCUUCCGCGGGCUGGAGCGGCUCCGCACGCUCGACCUGUCGGACAAUCGGCUCGCCCGCAUCCCGACGGCCGAGCUGGCCGUGCUCGAGCGACUCGAGGAGCUGUCGCUCGGGCAGAACGAUUUCGAAGCGAUACCACCGAACGCGUUCGCGGGGCUGAACAAUCUGCGCCUGCUGGACAUAUCCGGUUCGCUCAAGCUGACACGCAUCGAGAGCGGUGCGUUUGCGCACAACACCAACCUGGAGGAGAUCGUGAUCGCCUCGAACAAGAUGCUGACCGAGGUGCAGGACGGUGCGCUGAGCGGGCUGCCCCAUCUGCGGCGCGUCGUGCUGAAGGACAACGCCCUGACGACGCUCACCGACGGGAUGCUCUCGUGGAACGAUCUGGUCGAGCUGGAUCUGUCCGAGAACUUGAUCCUGUGCGACUGCCAGAUACUGUGGCUGCGCAAUCUGCUUGUGAGUCGUAGCAAUGGAACGGUCGGAGCGGCGGCGCAACAGAUUCCGGUCGUUUGUGCCUCGCCGGACCGGCUACGCGGGCAGGUGCUGCAGAGCCUGUCGCCCGAGCUGCUCGGCUGCACGCAUCCCGACCGGCAGCAGCAGGCCAUCAUCUGCGUGGUGCUGGUGAGUGCCGCCGCCGUGCUGACGACGCUCGCCCUCGUCAUCUACAAGUGUCGCCGGCGCAUCCAGGAGGCGGUCAAGGGUAGCUGGGGCUCGAACGGGAUCGGGCGCAAGGAGCGCGAGUAUCAGAAAACGUUCUCGGAGGAGGACUACUCCGCGCGCCACCCGCAUCCGGGGCCGCCGGGCGGCGGGCUAGCGAUCCAUCCGACCACGCUCAACAACUACCAGAUCAACCACCAGCACCAUCACUCGCACGGCAUCCGGCACAUCCCGGUGACGGAACUAUAGCUAGAGGCUCCCCCUCCGCCA
Messenger RNA from Anopheles arabiensis, 1900 nucleotides. Its product is annotated as insulin-like growth factor-binding protein complex acid labile subunit. Lineage: Eukaryota; Metazoa; Arthropoda; Insecta; Diptera; Culicidae. Bases 182 to 1879 code for a protein of 565 amino acids. Gene Ontology annotation, molecular function: protein binding. The record is from RefSeq and is a predicted model, not a curated record. The transcript has a single exon.